Molecule: messenger RNA, 5538 nt
Organism: Fulmarus glacialis (Northern fulmar)
Lineage: Eukaryota; Metazoa; Chordata; Aves; Procellariiformes; Procellariidae
Gene: DNAH8
Product: dynein, axonemal, heavy chain 8
Exons: 35
Biological process (GO): microtubule-based movement
Cellular component (GO): dynein complex
Molecular function (GO): minus-end-directed microtubule motor activity; dynein light intermediate chain binding; dynein intermediate chain binding
Source: RefSeq, a predicted model, not a curated record
ACAAAGAUGCUGCCUACACCAUCUAAAUUCCACUAUAUCUUCAACCUUCGAGACCUUUCUAGAAUUUGGCAAGGAAUGUUAACUAUAAAGGCAGAAGAAUGCAACAGCAGCACUGUCCUUCUAACACUUUUUAAACAUGAAUGUACCAGAGUAAUUGCUGACAGAUUUAUUACUCCUGAAGAUACAGCCUGGUUUGAUAAAACUAUUACGAAAGCAAUUGAGGAAAAUGUGGAUACAGGCUUAACAGAAGUUCUUCAAGCUGAACCAUAUUUUGUAGAUUUUUUACGGGAGAUGCCUGAACCAACUGGUGAUGAACCAGAAGAUUUUGUGUUUGAACCACCAAAAGUUUAUGAGGAGAUUCCAAGCUUUGAAUUUCUUUGUGAAAAAUUACAAAUGUAUCAGAGACAAUACAAUGAAUGUAUUAGAGGAUCAUUUCUUGAUUUGGUGUUUUUUAAGGAUGCAAUGACACAUCUUAUUAAGAUUUCCCGGAUAAUUCGGACAGCAUAUGGAAAUGCAUUACUUGUUGGAGUUGGUGGUUCUGGAAAACAAAGUCUUUCAAGGUUGGCCUCCUUUAUUGCUGGCUAUAAAAUAUUUCAGAUCACUUUAACCAGAUCCUAUAAUGUAAGCAAUCUGACAGAUGAUUUAAAAUUGUUGUAUAGAACAGCUGGAGUAGAAGGACAAGGCAUCACUUUUAUUUUCACUGAUAAUGAAAUAAAAGAGGAGUCUUUUUUGGAAUAUGUUAAUAAUCUGCUGUCUUCAGGCGAGAUAUCUAAUUUAUUUGCUCGGGAUGAAUUGGAUGAAAUCACCCAAGGAUUAAUAUCUGUGAUGAAAAAAGAGAUGCCUCGGUGUCCUCCUACCUUUGAUAAUCUUUAUGAAUAUUUUUUAACUCGGGCAAAGAAGAACUUGCAUGUUGUCCUCUGCUUUUCUCCAGUUGGUGAGAAGUUCCGUGCACGUUCUUUGAAAUUUCCUGGUCUCAUAUCAGGGUGCACCAUGGAUUGGUUCAGUCGAUGGCCCAAGGAGGCUCUUGUAGCUGUAGCCAGUUAUUUUCUUUCAGAAUUUAAUAUGGUCUGCUCUGCAUCAGUUAAAACACAAGUUGUGGAAACCAUGGGUCUCUUUCAUGAUAUAGUUUCAGAAAGCUGUGAGAAUUAUUUCCAAAGGUAUCGAAGAAGAUCUUACGUAACACCUAAAUCCUAUCUCUCUUUCAUCAAUGGCUACAAAGAAAUUUAUACUGAAAAGUUAGAGAGUAUUAAUGAACAAGCUGAACGUAUGCAAAUUGGUCUGUCUAAGCUGAUGGAGGCCAGUGAAUCUGUUGCUAAACUCUCUGAGGAGUUGGCCAUUAAGGAGAAGGAACUGGCUUUGGCAUCGAUUAAGGCAGAUAAAGUACUAGCAGAAGUCACAGAAAGUGCUGAAGCUGCAGCUAAAGUAAAAAAUGAAGUCCAAGGUGUGAAAGAUAAAGCACAAAAAAUAGUAGAUGAAAUUGAUUUAGAGAAAAUGAAAGCAGAGAGUAAACUGGAGGCAGCUAAACCAGCAUUAGAAGAAGCAGAAGCUGCACUGAAUACCAUCAAACCAGUGGAUAUCGCUACUGUUAGAAAACUUGCAAAACCUCCUCAUCUAAUUAUGAGGAUCAUGGACUGUUGUCUGCUACUAUUCCAAAAGCAAGUAGAUCCAGUUACCAUGGAUCCAGAAAAGCCUUGCUGCAAGCCAUCGUGGGGAGAAUCAUUAAAACUUAUGAGUGGUCCAUUCUUGCAGAGUCUACAGCAGUUUCCUAAGGAUUCAAUCAAUGAAGAGACAGUAGAAUUACUCCAGCCUUAUUUUAACAUGGAAGACUAUACUCUGGAGUAUGGUAAAAAGGUGUGUGGUAAUGUGGCAGGACUCCUCUCUUGGACACAAGCCAUGGCAAUAUUUUAUGGUAUUAACAAAGAAGUCUUACCUCUUAAGGCUAACUUGGCAAAACAGGAAGGCCACCUGAAAAUAGCUAAUGCAGAAUUAGCAAAGGCUCAGGAGGCAUUAGAUGAAAAGCAAGCUGAACUGGAUAAAGUGCAGGCAAAGUUUGAUGCAGCAAUGAAGGAGAAAAUGGACUUACUGAAUGAUGCAGAAACAUGCAGAAGAAAAAUGCAAGCAGCCUCUGCGCUUAUAGAUGGACUGAGUGGAGAGAAAGCUAGGUGGACCCAGCAAAGCAAAGAAUUUAAAUCUCAGAUUAACAGACUUGUGGGAGAUGUACUGCUCUGCACGGGUUUUCUUUCGUACUGUGGACCUUUUAAACAAAACUUCAGGAAGCUUUUGCUUAAAGAUUUAUGGGAAGCAGAGAUGAGAGCCCAUAAAAUCCCCUUUUCUGAAAACUUGAACCUGAUUUCUAUGUUGGUAGAUCCGCCAACAAUUAGUGAGUGGAAUCUUCAAGGACUGCCUGGAGAUGAUCUCUCAAUCCAGAAUGGUAUCAUUGUCACUAAGGCAACUAGAUACCCCCUUUUGGUAGACCCACAAACUCAAGGAAAAUCAUGGAUUAAAAAGAAAGAACAGGAUAAUGAAUUACAGGUAACAACUUUGAAUGAUAAAUACUUCCGUACACACCUAGAAGAUUGUCUUUCACUGGGACGAUCGCUCGUCAUUGAAGAUAUAGGUGAAGAGUUGGAUCCAGUCCUUGAUAAUAUAUUAGAAAAGAAUUUCAUUAAAUCGGGAACUUCUUUUAAGGUGAAAGUUGGUGAUAAGGAAGUAGAUGUUAUGAGUUCAUUUAGACUGUACAUUACUACAAAGCUACCCAAUCCUGCUUUCACGCCUGAAAUUAAUGCAAAAACAUCGAUUAUUGAUUUUACUGUUACAAUGAAAGGACUUGAGAAUCAGUUACUGAGAAGAGUAAUUCUUACUGAAAAACAGGAACUAGAGGCAGAACGAAUUAAACUCAUGGAAGAUGUAACGUUUAAUAAGAGGAAGAUGAAAGAACUGGAAGACAAUCUUCUGUACAAACUAAGUGCAACCAGAGGUUCACUAGUAGAUGAUGAAUCCUUGAUUGGUGUUCUGCAAACAACUAAGCAAACCGCUGCUGAAGUAGCUGAAAAGUUGUCUGUGGCAGCAGAAACUGAAGUGAAGAUUAACACUGCUCAAGAGGAAUAUCGACCUGCUGCUACACGUGGAAGCAUUCUUUAUUUUCUUAUUACAGAAAUGAGCAUGGUCAAUAAUAUGUAUCAAACUUCACUGGCUCAGUUCUUGAAGUUAUUUGAUCAAUCCAUGACCAAAUCUAAGAAGUCUCCUUUACCUCAGAAAAGAAUCUCAAAUAUUAUUGAGUAUCUUACCUUUGAAACUUACUCAUAUUCUGUUAGAGGCUUGUAUGAAAACCACAAAUUCCUCUUUACCCUCCUCCUGACAUUAAAAAUUGAUCUUGAGAGAGGACAUGUGAAAAACAGAGAGUUCCAUGCACUCAUUAGAGGAGGUGCAGCACUGGAUCUACAGGCUUGCCCACCCAAACCUUUCCGCUGGAUUCUUGACAUGAUGUGGCUAAACCUAGUGGAAUUGAGCAAAAUUCCACAGUUUGCAGAAAUUUUGAAUCAGAUAGCCCAUAAUGAAAAGGGAUGGAAAAGUUGGUUUGAUAAAGAUGCUCCCGAGGAAGAAAUUAUACCUGAUGGAUAUAAUGAUUCCCUUGAUACCUUUCGCAAGCUUUUACUCAUCAGGUCUUGGUGUCCAGACCGAACACUUUCCCAAGCCAGGAAAUAUAUUGCAAAUUCCUUGGAUGAGAAAUAUACAGAACCAGUCAUUUUGAAUUUAGAAAAAACUUGGGAGGAAAGUGACACACGAACACCUCUCAUCUGUUUCUUGUCUAUGGGAUCUGACCCAACUAUUCAGAUUGAUUCCUUGGCUAGGAAGCUUAAAUUAGAAUGUAGAACCAUCUCCAUGGGUCAAGGACAAGAAGUUCAUGCACGCAAACUCAUACAGAUGUCAAUGCAACAGGGAGGCUGGGUGUUACUUCAGAAUUGUCAUCUUGGACUGGAUUUUAUGGAUGAACUACUGGAGACACUUCUUACUGCUGAGAUACAGAAUGAGACAUUUCGAGUUUGGAUAACUACGGAACCACAUCCUAAAUUCCCAAUUACGCUGCUACAGAUUGCUAUAAAGUUCACAAACGAACCUCCCCAAGGUGUACGUGCCAGUUUGAAAAGAACAUUUUCUGGAAUUAAUCAGGAUCUGUUAGAUGUUAGCAAUAUGCCUAUGUGGAAACCUUUGCUUUACACUGUAGCUUUCCUGCAUUCUACAGUUCAGGAACGACGCAAGUUUGGGCCUUUGGGUUGGAAUAUUCCUUAUGAAUUUAACUCAUCAGACUUUACAGCCAGUGUUCAGUUUAUACAAAAUCACCUAGAUGAAUGUGACAUCAAGAAGGGGAUAUCAUGGAGCACGGUACGCUACAUGAUUGGAGAAGUACAAUAUGGAGGCCGAGUCACAGAUGACUUUGAUAAACGUCUUCUUAAUUGCUUUGCAAGGGUAUGGUUUAAUGAAAAGAUGUUUGACAGCACUUUCUGUUUUCACACUGGAUAUAAAAUUCCAGUAUGCAAAACCCUGGAACAGUAUUUUGAAUACAUCAAGUCACUCCCUGCCAUGGACAGCCCAAAGGUCUUUGGUCUCCAUCCUAAUGCUGAUAUUACAUACCAAAGUAAUACAGCAGCUGAUGUUCUAGAUACCAUUACCAACAUUCAGCCUAAAGAAAGCGGUGCAGGACCUGGAGAAACUCGUGAAGCAAUCGUUUAUCGUUUAGCUGAAGACAUGCUAGAGAAACUUCCUCCAGAUUACAUAGCCCAUGAGGUAAAAGCUCGUUUAAUUAAAAUGGGACAACUUAACUCUAUGAAUAUUUUUCUUCGGCAAGAAAUUGACCGAAUGCAAAAGGUCAUCACAAUACUCCGCAACACUUUGAAUGAUCUUAAAUUAGCCAUAGAAGGAACUAUUAUUAUGAGUGAGAAUUUGAGAGAUGCACUUGAUAAUAUGUAUGAUGCUCGAAUUCCUCAAGUAUGGAAAAGAGUAUCUUGGGAUUCUUCAACACUUGGCUUCUGGUUUACUGAACUUCUGGAAAGAAAUAAUCAAUUCUCUACUUGGAUAUAUGAAGGAAGACCAAAUGUGUUUUGGAUGACCGGAUUCUUUAAUCCACAAGGAUUCCUGACAGCAAUGAGACAAGAAGCAGCUCGAGCACAUAAAGGCUGGGCUUUAGAUACAGUUACAAUACAUAACGAAGUGCUAAAGCAAAACAAAGACGAAAUCACAGCACCUCCUUCUGAAGGAGUAUAUAUCUAUGGGCUAUACUUGGAAGGUGCAGGCUGGGACAGACGAAAUAGCAAACUCAUUGAAUCUACACCAAAGAUUCUUUUUGUCCAGCUGCCUGUGGUGCAUAUAUUUGCUGUUAAUACAACCAGUCCUAAGGAUCCCAAGCUCUAUGUCUGUCCUCUUUACAAGAAGCCCAAGAGGACAGAUCUGAACUAUAUUACAGUGAUCUAUUUAAGGACAGCAGUGUCUCCAGACCACUGGAUAUUGAGAGGAGUGGCUCUCCUGUGUGACAUUAAGUAA